UCGGAAAGUCCCCGGCGCUGCCGGUGGAAAUCCCCGGUGGGGCUUUUUGUUGUUGUGUGUUUUCUCCUUUCUUCCUCGCCAGGGCGCUGAAACAGAAAGGGGAAAAAAAAAAAGCCCCAAGAGGCUCGGCUCAGCCCCUCAUUCCGCGGCGGCAACAGCAACAACAGCAACAGCUCCGGCGCGGAGAGUGCGGCGGAGGGAAGCUGAGCCCUGGCUCGGUUCGGGGCUUGAUGGCUGCCGAAUACAACUUCUCCCCACCGCCCCAGCCCCGUUGCUGAAGCAGGAGUUACCGACCGGAGGAGGAGCCCGCCGGCGGACAGAUGUCUUCUAGAAACAUGGCUGGCCAACACAUCCUUCCCCAAGCUUUGUAUCAGAGCAAUAUGCUGAAAGCCAUGAAGAUUAGAGAGAGGACACCUGAAGAUCUGGUCAAACCCCCCAGUGGAAUAAUUCACCACUUCAGGACUAUGCACAGAUACACCAUAGAAAUGUUCAGAAUGUGCCAGUUUUGCCCUCAGUUUCGGGAAACGCUUCAGAAGGCCCUGACUGACCAGGCCACCCAGACUUCGCUGGAGCGCCAGAGGAAGCUCAACUGGUGCAUGGAAGUUCGGAGACUUGUCCCUUUGAAGACUAAUGGUGAUGGCAAUUGCCUCAUGCAUGCUGCAUCACAGUACAUGUGGGGUAUUGAAGAUAUUGACCUUGUCUUAAGAAAAACAUUGUUUAGUGCACUGAAGGAGAUUGACACACGGAACUUCAAGCUCCGCUGGCAGCGGGAGGCUAUUAAAUCCCAGGAGUUUGUAGAAACAGGACUCCACUAUGACACCCGGAACUGGGAGGAGGAGUGGGAAUACCUCAUUGAAAUGACCUCCCCAGAAACAUCUGGGGCUCGAAACAGGCUUCCAUAUAAUGCACUGGAAGAAAUCCACAUCUUCAUCCUUGCUAACAUCCUCAGAAGGCCAGUUAUUGUCCUUGCAGAUAAAGUGGUAAGAAGUUUAGAGUCAGGCUCCAGUUUUGCUCCUCUGAACGUUGGGGGUAUUUACUUGCCUCUCCUUUGGCCAGCAGAAGAAUGCUACAGGUACCCAGUUGUGCUUGGCUAUGACAACAUGCAUUUUACACCACUAGUGACUCUGAAGGACAGCGGACCAGAAAUCCGGGCCGUCCCUCUGGUCACCAGUGAAAAAGGCAGAUUUGAGGAUUUGCGUGUGCACUUUCUGACAGACACAGAAGAGAGGGUGAAAGAGCAGCUGCUGAAAGACUAUUUGAUGGUGAUAGAAAUUCCAGUGCAAGGCUGGGAUCAUGGAACAACGCAUCUAAUUAAUGCUGCAAAGUUAGAUGAAGGCAACCUACCCAAAGAAAUAAACCUUGUGGAAGAUUACUUUCAACUGGUGCAGCAUGAGUACAAGAAGUGGCAGGAGAAUGCUGAACCUGCAAGAAGAGAGAACUGCUCCAGGAACAGACAGGAACUGUCUCUUUCCCAGCUCUCCCUCUUACAGGUGAAAUGUGAAACACCAAAUUGCCCUUUCUACAUGUCUGUGAACACCCAGCCCUACUGUCAUGAGUGCUUUGAGCGGAGGUCACAAGGAAACAAAGGAAGAAAGCAGACCUCCUCAACAGCACCUGAGAAACUGAUGGCAGCUGGGGCAGGCUCCUCCCAUGGCGAUGUUAUUGAGCCUGGGGGAUGGACAUCUGAGGGGCCUGUAACAGGGCCUCGCUCCGCACCUCCAAUGGCUCCAAGCCUUUUCCUAUACAGCGAGACCACAGCCAUGAAAUGCAGGACACCAGACUGCCCCUUUACAUUGAAUGUGCAACACAACGGGCUUUGUGAACGCUGCUACAACUCCAGGCAGCUUGGUCCUUCCAACAACUUGGAUGACCGGAAACAUUUAGACUAUGCCACGUGCAAGGUGUGCCGUCAGAAGGUCAAAAGGACUUUCAAUGGCACAUGCAGCACUUGCUUCAAGAGGUCUACAGAGCGCUCCUCAAAUGGCAGCCCUGCUUUACUGCCCGCGUGCCACCAGAGAUCCACAUCUGACCCAUCACAGAUCUUGCAGAGCCUCCUCCAGCACCCCUGCCAUCAGGUUCCCAACAGCCCUGACGACGAGCCACUGCCACCAGUGCUGCUGCCGGAGGAGAAGAGAGGGGGCAACCUCUGCAGGAAACCUGGCUGCAAGUUCUUUGGGACAUCGCAGAAUGAGGGCUUUUGCACGCUGUGUUUCUUUGAGUACAGGGAAAACCAUGACAGCGCUUUGCUAUGCCACCAGAGGAGACCUCAGAGGAAGUCCUCACCAGUGGGUCAGUCAGGGACCUCUGCUGCCACCUUCCGUAACACUGUGUCCUGCCAGUGGCGUAACUGUGACACCCUGGGCAGCACGAUGCUGGAGGGGUACUGCCAGAACUGCUUCAUUAAAGCCCAGAACCAGCGAUUUCAGGAAGCAAGGAGAACAGAAGAACAGCUGGUGAGACAGCCAGAAAGAACAGAGCAGCGCAGAGAUCUGCAGCGAACAGCAUUGAGUAAGCAGAAGAGACCGUGUGCUGUGGCUUCAUGUAGAAACAACCUGGACAGCAGGAACAAUGACUUGUGCCAGGAGUGCCAGCGCCUCGGUCUGCUUCCACCAUCAGGGAGUGCCAGGAACCCAUCUGCAGAGGAGCCCCCAAAGCAGCGCUGCCGAGCCCCUGCCUGUGAUCACUAUGGCAAUGCCAAGUGCAACGGCUACUGCAAUGAGUGCUACCAGUUCAAGCAGAUCUAUGGCUAGUGGAGGGGAGGACUUGGUAAAGAACAGGAAAGCAGUACCAGCUACUUCCUUUACUGAAAUGGUGCUAUGUCCAGAACACUGAACAGCCCUGGGAGGGGGAGGGAGGGGAGGAAUAUAAGUUGUGUGCUCAUGUUCAUGUUUAUUCCCAAGAUGGGAAUAAAUGUCUACUUCCUCUAAACACUGCAUACAAGGACUGCUGAGAAAAGCAGGUUGCCUUCUGCACAGAGCUUUUGUGACUAAGCUCCUACAAUGCCAUAUUUAAUUCUUGGACUUCCCAGGAGGAAGUGUGAAGCAUUUGAAUCCAGAGAACUUCCCAGUUCUGCUUCUUUCUUAAUACCUCCCCUGCUCCCGGGUGAGGCGCUGCAGCUGCUGUCAGAGGUGCAGGACCUCUUUGUGUUCGCAUACAUCAGUCAGAGGCAAGUCUUUCCUGAGCGGGAUCCUGCAGGACAGGCUGAUGCAACUUGCAGUUCAUGUCUAAAGAAACUUGCUGUGGGUUGCAUGUUGGUGUUCUUACAGAGCUCUUCUAGGUGGGAGCUCCCACAGGUGUUCAGGGUGUUAAUGGUGAGCAGUGCUGUGUUUGCAGAGCCCUCGGUAAACCACAGCCAGAUACAAGACCAGCAUUGGUCUGCUCCUUUAACAUGUUUAACUAAUCAGCAUUUAGAUCCUUUCCCAUAUCCCAAGACAUCUGAAAAAACAGGUGAUUACAGAAGCAACUUUCAUGAGCAUAUGCAUGUGAUGGGAAAAUGGAAUCCUGCUGUUCCCUGCUCUUACAGAAGGAAUUGCCUCCAACAGACAAAAAAGAACCCAAAGUCCUUCAGCUUCAGUUCUGAAACCAGAGGAACUCUUCUCUUGCAUUUUAAGUGUUGGGAAUAUGCGUGCUGCUCUUCUUACCCAUUUCUCUGUCAAUUCUGUCAUUCUUGAUGUGAUUCUGUUAUGCAAGCAGCUUGGAGCUCCAUAGGAGAAUGCUUUUGGUUUGAGAUUUUACUCCUGGAGUUCAAUCUCUGCAGUACUUUUGUGAUCUUGCUGUUACUGUUGUGCCUGAUGCCUGCUUCUCUAUUCUCCUUUCAUGCCUUGAAAGUUUUCAGCAUCUAUUUUGCUGCUAUGAUUUUGGAGGUGACACCUCUUCUAAGUUGCUUCUCAAAUUUAGAAACUUUCUCUACUUAUCAAAAAACAGUUUUUUGAAAAGACAAAAAAAAACAAACUCAUGACUUAUUUCUGUUAAAGUUCAUGUAUUUGUGAAACUUAAUGUGAACAUGUUUUAUUAAAAUAUUUAUACUAUUUGAAACAAUGCAACUUGAAAUUUGCACAGCUAGGUUUUUUUUUUUUUAAUGUGUAUUUACCCUUGUGUUGAAAGUUACAAACUUAAAUGUAUAAUUGAGAAACAUUCUCUGAUAUAAAGAAAUAAAUUAUUGAAGGAU
Messenger RNA from Pezoporus occidentalis (night parrot), 4168 nucleotides. It is a transcript of the gene TNFAIP3, whose product is annotated as TNF alpha induced protein 3. Gene Ontology annotation, cellular component: nucleus; cytoplasm. The transcript is spliced from 9 exons. Bases 321 to 2750 code for a protein of 809 amino acids. NCBI's taxonomy places the organism in Eukaryota, Metazoa, Chordata, Aves, Psittaciformes, Psittacidae. Gene Ontology annotation, biological process: cytoskeleton organization; protein deubiquitination involved in ubiquitin-dependent protein catabolic process; protein K29-linked deubiquitination. Gene Ontology annotation, molecular function: zinc ion binding; cysteine-type deubiquitinase activity; DNA binding. The record is from RefSeq and is a predicted model, not a curated record.